UUCAGGGCGAGGACAGGUCGGUGACGAGGCCGCAAAGCGCAGUGCGUCGACCAAGAGAUGGCGGGAGACUGAGCAAACCCACAAUAAGUAUAUGCAGGCACGACGGUGUCUCUCUCCUUCCUUGUCGCACUAUACAUCCUCGCAACAUUCCUGCCUCGUCCAUUGUACAGCAGCAGAACUUACUCCAGCAGCUUCUUCACAACUGCAGACAUUCACGACAGAGAUCCACAGCAGUAUACGCAGUGCCCUCCCGGCAUGCUUACACUGAAUAACCUCCUCACCAUGCGGUCCUCACUUCGCAUCGCCGCAAUUACCACCAUCGCUACACUCAUAUCACCGGCAACAGCACAAACAUGGUCGCAUUGCAAUCCAACAGUACAAUCCGGCUGUGCGCCCAAUCCAGCACUCGGUCGAGCAAUCACUAUCGACUUCGCUGAUGGCGCAUCCGACCAAUUCACUGCUUCAGGCAAUCCCGAAUACAACUCAGACGGUGCAGUCUUCACAGUCGGCGGGUCAGGGCAAGCACCAACACUCAGCUCGAAAUGGUACAUCAUGUUCGGGAAAUACUCAGUGACAUUGAAGGCCGCUCCUGGCGUCGGUAUUGUCAGUUCAGCAGUACUUCAAAGCGACACCCUCGACGAGAUCGACUGGGAAUGGUUGGGCGGAAAAGCAGGCGAAGUUCAGUCAAAUUACUUUGGCAAAGGACAAACGACAACAUACGAUCGAGCCGCUGUCCACGCUACCGACAACACACAAAGCGAAUUCCACACGUAUACGGUCGAAUGGACGAAAGAUCAGAUUGUUUGGUCAAUCAACGACAAGACAGUCCGCGUGCUCAACGCUGCCGACGCUCAAGGACAAUUCCCACAGUCACCGAUGCAGCUCAAGCUUGGCUCUUGGGCUGGUGGAGAUCCGUCCAACAACGAAGGUACCAUCUCGUGGGCUGGCGGUGCUGUCAAUUACGCAGCUGGUCCUUUCUCGAUGUACGUCAAGACGGUGUCCAUCGUUGACUAUUCCACCGGCAGUGCGUACAGAUACGGCGAUUCGAGCGGUUCGUGGGAAAGCAUCGAAGCGACUGGCGGCGAGGUGAAUGGCAACUCCGGUGGUAGUGUCACCGUUGCAAACGCUCCUGCCAUCACGUCGACAGUUCAGGGUAAUGAAGGUUGGAGUGGAACACAUGCGACGAACACGGCCACUGUCUCGUAUACCACCCUGCCUGGUCUGCCGUCUGGCUGGACCAUCAGUGGUUCGGGCAAAGUCGUUCCUCCGUCGGCAGCCCCAUCGCCGUCCCCACUCGGUUUAUCAUCGCCAUCGCAGCCUGCGUCUGUAGCGGCAGCAUCGCCCACGCCCUUAGGUGGUGAAGCUGGUAGCCCAGUCACGAAAUACAACGAUCAAGGCUUCCUCACGACGGUUAUCAUUCCGGCUGGCGCCUCAACCGGCUGGGAUGAAAAAGGACUGCCAACCAAAUAUCUUGCUGGUGCUCAGGUGACACCGUCCGCUGCGCUCAAGCUCAAGGCGGUGACUGGCACGACCACUGGCCUUGCUACCCUCACCACAGACAACGGCAACAAUUUCAUCACGGCAUCGGUGACGCAUACUGGUAGCGCUGUGCGACAGUUGCCGUACAAUGAUCGGUACCUGGUUGCUUUCAUCAUCGCCGGAUACUUCAUCGUGGCCUGUUUGCUGGCGUGUUAGUUGAUGCACUGCAUACACAGGCCGCACAGAUUGGGCCGCUGACGAAGUCUGGACUUCGUCCUUCUUUUUUGGAUGAUUGUUUUAGCGGCAUAGCGACAGGUUGCAUUGAGAGGAGUGGAUACUUUACAGACCAACAGAGUCAUGAAUUGGGUAAUGAAGGGGUAAUGAAAAUUGAACGACAACGCUCGUGGACUGGGCAUGGAGACGCUGCAACGAAUAAUGUGCAUAGACUACGCAGAAAUCAGAUGAUCAUGAGACUCC
Messenger RNA from Cercospora beticola, 1956 nucleotides. RefSeq names its product glycoside hydrolase family 16 protein. Gene Ontology annotation, biological process: fungal-type cell wall organization; carbohydrate metabolic process. Gene Ontology annotation, cellular component: fungal-type cell wall. The record is from RefSeq and is a predicted model, not a curated record. Lineage: Eukaryota; Fungi; Ascomycota; Dothideomycetes; Mycosphaerellales; Mycosphaerellaceae. Gene Ontology annotation, molecular function: glycosyltransferase activity; hydrolase activity, hydrolyzing O-glycosyl compounds.